This is a messenger RNA of Drosophila navojoa, 1715 nucleotides long. RefSeq lists its product as uncharacterized. Gene Ontology annotation, biological process: nucleoside metabolic process. Gene Ontology annotation, molecular function: catalytic activity. The record is from RefSeq and is a predicted model, not a curated record. Lineage: Eukaryota; Metazoa; Arthropoda; Insecta; Diptera; Drosophilidae.
UGCAGAUUAUGUUGGCUUUAUCAAGAAGAUCAUGAAGCUGUUGCAGCAUGGCUACAAUGAGAUCCAGUCCAUUGAGAUCGAGCUGCGCAUUUUGGAGGAGACGUCGGCGCCGCCGUCACGUCCGCCGCGCGAUGGCUACAUCAUCUAUUGCUAUGGAGACUGCAAUCGCAAGUUCGAGGAGGCGUUGCUCGCCCAGAAGAAAACAGUUUCCCUGGAGGAAUCACAAUUUGAAUCUCCACCGUUGACGCAGGAGAAGGUGCUGGAGCUGAUUGAGCAGGCCUAUCCGAGUCCCGUUUCGCCGGAAGAUUUGGCAAAGGACUAUGGCUGGAAUGAACAGGAUGUGCUGCUGGUCAUACAAUCGCUGCAGGAGCGCGGCCUCAUCAAGUCCAUGGAGUACAAUGCGUACACCCGCAUCCAUCACGAGGACAAGGAGAUCAAGGUGGUCAAACAGAUGCCGACGAUAGCCUCCAACAAGCAGCCAACGAUUGCCAUCAUAACGGCCCAGUACUGUGAGAAGCUCGCCGUGGACGCCAUGUUGGAGAACAAGGAGACGUUUGUUCGCUACACCACAGUCGGCGAAUCGAAUGUGUAUACCUUGGGCAACAUUGGAGCACAUCGGAUAGUUAGCACCAAGCUGCCGUCGGCGGGCAGUACACGGGAGGCGAUGACGGCGACGGGCAAUACGACAACCAGACUGCUGGGCACAUUCCAAAAGGUUGACUAUGUCUUCAUUGUGGGCGUGGCUGGCGGAGUGCCACACUAUACGGACUACAAGAAGCACGUGCGAUUGGGCGACGUUGUCAUUUCAUAUGUGGACAAGCAGCGUGCGCUGCUCAACAGCAAGGAGAAACCAUAUGUGUAUGUCUAUAAGACCGGCGACGAUGUCAAGACAUAUUUCCCAGUCAACGAUUCGCUGCAACAGAUCGCCGAGAGUCUGCAGGCCAACAUGGAGCUGAAGCGUCCGUGGGAAAAGUAUUUGCUCGAUGCCCAGCAAUCGCUCGCCCAGAAGACGGAAAGCGACUUUGGCCGACCGGACGGCAAGACGGAUAAACUGUUCAUGAAUAUUGGCAAUAACGAGGUCAUCGAGGUGGCCCAUCCAAUUGCCGCCGAUGAGAUCAAUGGCGUGACACGGCCGCGCCUGCAUCUGGGUCCGAUCGGCUCUGGUCGGGAUCUGGUGCGAAAUGAUGAUUUGCGCACAAAGUUUGCACGUAAAUUUGGCCUGCUGGCCACGGAUGUCGAGAUGAGCAGCGUGCUGGACAGCAUCAUUGGCAAUUGUCGGGAGAGCUUUAUACUGAUUAAGGGCAUAUCCGACUACAAGGACGGCAUGUCCACGCGCAAAUGGCAGAACUAUGCCGCACUCUCAGCCGCCGCAGUGGUUAAGUCCGUCAUCUGUGGUAUGGAUGCGCCCACAAAUGUCUAGGCGUGCCUUUCCAUCGAUAACUCGGCGGAUUCUUCAGCUAAUGAUUUUACCAUUUCAUAUACAUAUACAUAAGCAUAUAUGUAUGUAUAGAUACAUAUAUUUACCGUUUUUUUUUUAUUACAUACCUUGUAAUUUUGCUUAGAUCCUGCAAAGUAUUUAUCGAAAUGUUCUUAUUUUGUUCCCUGUGCGUUAUUAACCAAAAGCGGAUCCUGGAUUUAUGUCUGGCGGCUCCUAAAAGUAGACCAAAAUGUAUGCGUUUAUCUAAUACCCUAUAAACAUGCAUAUGUACAAGUAA